GGUCUCGAUAAGUUGAUGCUCCUUCGCCUGGUUAUGCUCGCGUUUCUAAACAGCAGAAUUGGUGUAAACUUGAUGUGGCAGACGCAUAAGAGCAACGAUCGGUGAGCUCUAAUGGCCACACUGCCGAAAGGAUCAAUCGAGAAGCUUUUGCGUGAGGUGGUGGGCGACGACGUGCCGAUCUCGAAGGAGACGAUCGACUGGGUCAACGAGUGUGCUGGGGAGCUCUUACGGGUGAUCGGACUUGAGGCCAACACAAUUGCUGAGAAUGCUUCAAAGAAAGAGAAUUAUCGUAUCUCACAGGAGCAUGCGAUGGCUGCGUUGGAGGUAGCAGAGAACGGCUUGGAUAAUCGAACUAAUGCAUUUUUAUUGACUAGGCGUGUUCUGAUGCAGAACCUUGGGAUGCAGCGAUAUGCACAAGAAAUCCAGGAGCUUCAAGGAUCGAUGGCGCUAGAGUCGCAGGUGAAUAAGGCUCAGAGGUCACAACAGCUCUGCCAUUUGGUUAACGCCGUUGUUGUUGCAGAAGAUGAAAGAGCGGAUAGCGUCUCGGAAGGCAGCUGCGAAAACCACCUCACGCGACGAGUUGUUGGCUGAACAGACGGCAUUGUUCAAGCAAGCGUCGUUGAAGGCAAGCAGAGAGGGGUGGUAAACAGCGGCUAAGGUCAUAAGCCUGCAACAACUGGGUAUGGAGGAACAUGCAAAAUAUAUGCACGAUGGUCCAGCAAUAUCCCAUUCAACAUUAUGAUCACCACCAUUUUGAAGAUAUUGAUGACAAUUCACGAACGAGGAUAUUUUGCGGAUACGAUCGUUCUCCUUUUUAGUUUGAGCAGGGCCGGUAGCGCUCACUUGAAUUCAACAAUGACGCCUCGAUGAUCAGACGCAUAUAUGGGGCUCGACGCGUGCAGCAUGCCGACAUCAUCCGGGAAGUCCUUAGUGUCUUCUGUGGGCUCUUGGCCAAUGAUCUUGCACUCCUUCACCUGUCCUUCACCACGGUACAGCACGAAGUCGAUACGCUUUGAUGGGUUGUCGCUAGGGAACGUGAACUUGUGCUGACGGUCGUCCAGGUCUG
This is a messenger RNA of Phytophthora nicotianae INRA-310, 1066 nucleotides long. RefSeq lists its product as hypothetical. The coding region runs from base 112 to 591 and encodes 159 amino acids. Gene Ontology annotation, cellular component: negative cofactor 2 complex. Lineage: Eukaryota; Oomycota; Peronosporomycetes; Peronosporales; Peronosporaceae. The transcript has 3 exons. The record is from RefSeq and is a predicted model, not a curated record. Gene Ontology annotation, molecular function: protein heterodimerization activity; general transcription initiation factor activity; TBP-class protein binding. Gene Ontology annotation, biological process: positive regulation of transcription by RNA polymerase II; RNA polymerase II preinitiation complex assembly; chromatin remodeling.